CCAGGUGAAACUAAUUAUAUAAGUAGCAUGUUUAGGGUGGUGGUGGCUAUAGUAUUUGGGCAAAGUGUAGAUUUUAUGUUAGUAGUGGGGCCUCCUUUUGGUAAUCUUCUUUUGAGAUAUGUCAUGGGCAAUGAAGGGGCUCCAUCUAAUUUUCAUUGCUUUGGUUCUUUGGAGAGAUACAAGUGGAUUCGGAGUGUGGAAUACAACCUCUGUUGUUGAUUGGCAAGCUGGACGUUCUAAUGCAGCAUGGAACCAAAAUUUUCACUUCGCUACGCCUGUUCAAGCUUUGGAGCUACUGUCCAGAAAAAGUGCAAAUGGAAAUGUUGACGGAGGAAAUUCUAGUAGUUUCAGUUAUACUUCAGAAGUCCAAACUGCUCAACAGGAUUCUAGUUUUGUUCAGUCUUCUGGUGGUGCUGCUCAAGGUAAACCUGUACUAAAUGCUCAAGGUCAAGCAACUCCCAUGGUUCAACCGCAGGACAACUUGAUGACUCAGUCCUCAAGGCUCUAUUGGUUUGAAUCUCUCAAGCCUGAAAACUGUGGCACUUUGCUCUCUCAAUCUUGGCCUCAAAAAGGUCAGAAUAACGGUGGAUUCCAAAGACCUUCCAGGUUCCAGUUUGGAGGCACUGCAAACCAGACAUCUGGAUCCCAGACCCAGUCAUCAUACCAGCCUAGCACCACAACACAGGUUCAGUCUAUUGCCCAGCCUGAGUCUUUCGGAGCUUCAGCUUCAUAUCCAAGUCAAACCUCUGGCAUGUACUCUGUUGUACAGGGUCCUCUGAUUGCAUCCUCUUCCCAAAUGCCUGGGUUCCACAUCCAGUCAUCAUACCAGCCUGGCACCACAACACAGGUUCAGACAGGCCAGUCUGCGUCUACAUCUCAGGCUCAGUCCUCUGGUGCGUCAACGUUGUAUCAAGGGAUUAGCUCUGGCAGGUAUCUGACUUCACUGGGUCAUAUAAUUCCAUCCUCCUCCCAGUCUGUGGUCACUACAAACAAGACAUCUGGAUCCCAGACCCAGUCAUCAUACCAGCCUGGCACCACAACACAGGUUCAGACAGGCCAGUCUGCUUCUACAUCUCAGGCUCAGUCCUCUGGUGCAUCAACAUUGUAUCCAGGGAUUAGGAGGAAUGUGACUUCUCUGGGUCAUGGCUUUCCAUACUCAACCCAGUCUGUGGUGACCGCAAACCAGACAUCUGGAUCCCAGACCCAGUCAUCAUACCAGCCUAGCACUACAACACUCCUUCAGACAGGCAGGCCUGUUCUUCCUCAGAGUCAGCCUUCGGGAGCUUCUGCUUCAUAUCCAAGUCAAACCUCUGGCGUGUACAAUAUUGCACAGCGUCCAUUGACUGCAACCCUUUCCGAAAUACCUGGGUUCCACAUCCAGUCAUCAUACCAGCCUGGCACUACAACACUGCUUCAGACAGGCCAGUCUGCUUCUACAUCUCAGGCUCAGUCCUCUGGUGCAUCAACAUUGUAUCCAGGGAUUAGGAGGAAUGUGACUUCUCUGGGUCAUGGCUUUCCAUACUCAACCCAGUCUGUGGUGACCGCAAACCAGACAUCUGGAUCCCAGACCCAGUCAUCAUACCAGCCUAGCACUACAACACUCCUUCAGACAGGCAGGCCUGUUCUUCCUCAGAGUCAGCCUUCGGGAGCUUCUGCUUCAUAUCCAAGUCAAACCUCUGGCGUGUACAAUAUUGCACAGCGUCCAUUGACUGCAACCCUUUCCGAAAUACCUGGGUUCCACAUCCAGUCAUCAUACCAGCCUGGCACUACAACACUGCUUCAGACAGGCCAGUCUGCUUCUACAUCUCAGGCUCAGUCCUCUGGUGCAUCAACAUUGUAUCAAGGAAUUAGGAGGAAUGUGACUUCUCUGGGUCAUGGCUUUCCAUACUCAACCCAGUCUGUGGUGACUGCAAACCAGACAUCUGGAUCCCAGACCCAGUCAUCAUACCAGCCUGGCACUACAACACUGCUUCAGACAGGCCAGUCUGCUCCUACAUCUCAGGCUCAGUCCUCUGGUGCAUCAACAUUGUAUCAAGGAAUUAGGAGGAAUGUGACUUCUCUGGGUCAUGGCUUUCCAUACUCAACCCAGUCUGUGGUGACUGCAAACCAGACAUCUGGAUCCCAGACCCAGUCAUCAUACCAGCCUGGCACCACAACACUGCUUCAGACAGGCCAGUCUGCUUCUACAUCUCAGGCUCUUGGCAGCCAUGGAGCUGCACCUUCAGGACAUGCUAAAUGGUACACCAUUGUACAAGGUCAGACAAUUCCAUCUUCUCAAGCGUCUGGAUCCCAGACCCAGUCAUCAUACCAGCCUAGCACUACAACACUGCUUCAGACAGGCCAGUCUGCGUCUACAUCUCAGGCUCAGUCCUCUGGCGCAUCAACGUUGUAUCAAGGGAUUAGCUCUGGCAGGUAUCUGACGUCACUGGGUCAUAUAAUUCCUUCCUCCUCCCAGUCUGUGGUCACUACAAACCAGACAUCUGGAUCCCAGACCCAGUCAUCAUACCAGCCUGGCACUACAACACUGCUUCAGACAGCCCAGUCUGCUCCUACAUCUCAGGCUCAGUCUUCUGGUGCAUCAACAUUGUAUCAAGGAAUUAGGAGGAAUGUGACUUCUCUGGGUCAUGGCUUUCCAUACUCAACCCAGUCUGUGGUGACUGCAAACCAGACAUCUGGAGCCCAGACCCAGUCAUCAUACCAGCCUGGCACCACAACACUGCUUCAGACAGGCCAGUCUGCUUCUACAUCUCAGGCUCUUGGCAGCCAUGGAGCUGCACCUUCAGGACAUGCUAAAUGGUACACCAUUGUACAAGGUCAGACAAUUCCAUCUUCUCAAGCCUCUGGAUCCCAGACCCAGUCAUCAUACCAGCCUAGCACUACAACACUGCUUCAGACAGGCCUGUCUGCUUCUACAUCUCAGGCUCAGUCCUCUGGUGCCUCAACAUUCUAUCAAGGGAUUAGCUCUGGCAGGUAUCUGACUUCACUGGGUCAGAGCAUUCCAUCCUCCUCCCACUCUGUGGUCACUACAAACAAAAUCUCUGGAUUGCAGGACCAGUCAUUUCAGCCUGACACCACAACAAAUGCUUUGGUGGGUCAGUCUGCUUCUACAUCUUUGGCUCACGGCAACUUUCAGGCUCCAAAUUGGCAUACGAUAACUCCUCCUAGAUUCCAUAAUUUGCUACGGAACGUGUCGGUUUCUCAAUCUCUGAGCUCUGAUCCCCAAACAAGAACAAUCAACAAUAUUUUGCCGUUUCUGAACCAAAGUGCUGGGACUUCUGCCAUGUCUCAGAAUAAUGUACAGACCCCAGCAUUUCACACAUCUACACACUUCUCACCUGUCCCACAAACUGUUGCCACUCCCCCAGUCUCUCUACCCAAGCCUUGCCGACAGACACAAUGCUCAAUGGUGGAGAGUGCAAUUGCCUCUAUAGCAUCCAGCCAAACCUCUCCUCGUGUUGCCACAUCAUCUCAAGGCACAGGCUCUUUUGCUGCUGUACCCAUUCCAGGUACCUCACAGAAUUUUGCAGGCAUUGAUUUCCAGGGUACAUUGCCAGUACAUGACCAGUACAGCUCGGUGUGUAACUUUCCAUUUGGUUUCUGCAAUUCUCCUCAAGGAGCUGCAAACAACAAAUUUGUUCGAAGCCAGAGUGUACAGACACACAACCUGUGAACCAAGAAUUCAUGGGACACUUUCUGGAAUCAGUGCCUCAUCAGCAUUCUGUGUUCCACAAAGCUUUUCCAAUACACCUGAAAUUGUGAGCUCAGCCACUUACAGCUCCCCCCCAUUUCCCAACACCAGGCCCUCCUGACAAUCUCAACUGUAAGAUUAACUACUGAGUGCUUUGAUCGCUGACUGAAUAUGCUCAUUUGUGGUGCUUUUUAUUGUUUGCCUGAAUUUUUGUUGCAAUAAAAGGAGAAUGCACAUUUUGA
This is a messenger RNA of Ictalurus punctatus (channel catfish), 3930 nucleotides long. Its product is annotated as mucin-5AC-like. The record is from RefSeq and is a predicted model, not a curated record. Bases 119 to 3670 code for a protein of 1183 amino acids. NCBI's taxonomy places the organism in Eukaryota, Metazoa, Chordata, Actinopteri, Siluriformes, Ictaluridae. The transcript has 4 exons.